AUGAACUUAAAUGGUUUUCAUAGGUAUCCUGAUGGCACUGUACGUCUUCGUAACCCGAAUAUUGAACUUAUGGACCAAGACAUUCUUUAUCACCUGGCUCUGGGCAGCGGUUCCCAUGACCUUGUCGAAAUGUUUGGAGAUGUUAAGUUUGUGUGUAUGGGUGGAACCCCAAAACGGAUGGAGCAGUUCGCAUACACGAUCAUGGCGGAGAUUGGGCACAAGUUACCGUGCGGCACCACUCUGCAGGACAUCAGCCAGUUUUCUUACCGAUAUUCUAUGUACAAAGUCGGGCCCGUACUUUCUAUUAGCCACGGAAUGGGCAUCCCGUCCGUGGGUAUCUUGUUGCACGAGGUGAUAAAGCUCAUGUACCACGCGAAAGUUCGUGAUCCGGUCUUCUUCAGGAUCGGCACGUGUGGCGGCAUCGGCUACGAAGGUGGCACUGUUAUAAUUUCUGAGGAAGCUGUUGACGGUGCUCUUAAGAAUGCUCUCGAACUGACGGUGCUUGGAAAGAACAUCCAGAGACCCGCGAAGUUGGAUAAAAGGUUGGCGCGUGAACUAAAAGCUCUAUCGGACCCCGAGGACCCGUACGACACGGUCACGGGCAAGACCUUGUGCACUUAUGAUUUCUAUGAAGGACAAGGUCGUCUUGAUGGUGCGUUUUGUGACUUCACGGAGACAGAUAAAAUGGAGUACCUGGAGAGCAUUCACAAGGCAGGAGUCGUUAACAUCGAGAUGGAGUCGCUGGCGUUCGCGGCGCUGACCCACCACGCCGGCAUCAAGGCGGCCGUCGUGUGCGUCACCCUGCUCGACCGGCUCAAGGGGGAUCAGGUAUUAGCUCCUAAGGAGGUGCUGGAUGAGUGGCAGCAACGGCCAACCAAGCUUGUAUGUCGAUACAUUAAAAGGUAUUUGCAAAUGAAAGGACGAUUGUCUUUGGAAGGUCACGGAUCUAUUUCCGUCAAGAGCCCGCGGCGCUUUAAACUAGUGCAGCAGGAAUCGGAAACUUACGACUAAUGUGAGCGACGAUUUCCUAUAAGAGUGUAUAAUGACGAAAUGCUCUCAUCGAGUUUAUCGCAUACAGUUUUGUCGAGGAUAGAUCAAAUUUUUUUGCUACGUUUAUUUUUCUGACACUGCCUGUUUAAUCUUUUGAGGAAACUGUAAUAUUUUUUUAAGAGAUUUAUUUAAGAUUGUGUAUUAUUUUAAAUUAUAAAACUUAGUGAAUUCGUAGUCUUAAAAUGUUUUAAGUGAGUGAGUAGUAGUGGGUUAUGUGAGUUCCACUGACGUCAAGUUUAUUUGUUACUCACUCUCUUAUACACUUGUGACUUUAGAUAUUUUAAAAUUGUUUAAUUUACAAAAAAAAAAAAUAUUCUAAACAUAGUUUGUACUUGACUGUUUAAAAUUGGAGUGAAAAUUUUACAUAUUUUUUUUUUGUAUUUCUAUUUGUAAAUCUGUAUAGUUGAAAAUCCUAUUUCUCUUACUCUUCAGAACAUAUCGAUUUGAUACAAAAUAUUAUUUAACAAAUAUGGUUGAAACAAAAACUUUACAUUCCAUACAUUAUUCUAAUAGUUACAAAUUAAUGUUAAUGAAAGGUAAUUGCUAACGAUUGCUUGACUUUCAAAAAUUUAUGUCUUGUGAGUGUUUCAAGGCAAAACACAAUGUUAGUUACUUGUCCACUGUUUAAAGGCGACUAAUGUUACUUAAUAUGUUGUUUUAAUUACUAAAAAGACUAUAGAUACCGUACCCUACAGAAUAAUCUAAAAUAUCUACUGAACUUCGGUAGGUGAAGUUUUCUCUACUUCUACUCAUAUAAUAUUCUUUGAAUACUAUAAUGUUAUAUUUAUAUUCCAUACAAAUCUAUAUAAUUUAUCCAAUACGAUAAAAAGAGAAAAUUAUUACUGUGUGUUUAAAACCAUUACGUUUGUAUCCUAUUUUGAUUUUAUCAUUCUAUCAAACAUUAUACCAUAACAAAUUAUUAUAUAACCGCUUGUAUUGGCAAUUUGGAGUAUUUGAAACUUACGUAUAUAUUCUACUACUCUAUCAUAUAUGCUCGUUUUAUGAUAAUAUAUAAUAUAACACACUAGUUCAUUAGUUAUGUAAUCCUUGCAUAUCUCACUUUUAGCCGUUUACGGUAUUGUUAGAAAAUAACGCUAUUGAUAUUGUGAUAUAAUUUAGUAUAUUUAUUGUAUUCUAUUAAUUUAUUUUAAAAAAAUGUGAGUAUUUUUACCUAAUUAUUACUUUUCACUUUCUACAUUUUCAUUGACAAGCUUUUAAAACCUAUUAAGUUUUUUAAUAUACAAUAUGUAGAUAAUAAAUAACAUCGAAUUAUGUAAUACAUAAUUUUAUUACUAUUUAUUAAUAUUUCUUUUAUUGAAAUGGUCAUAUAUAAGAUCAAAAAAAAAAAAGAUAAUAAAUAAUUUUUGAACAAUCAGUCAUAUAUAGUUAUUGUUGUUUGUUAAAAUUAUGCAUUUAUUGAUUACGAUGUUGUAAUAAAUUGUUUUUUUGUUUGUUAUCACAAUGUAGAGCUUUCAUUGAUCAUUUAGUUGAAAGGACCGACCGCUCAAUAAUGAUCAAUAUUAUAUAGAUUACUCACGCUUUAUAAUAACGCUGUCAAUGUUUAAUCGUUAUAAAAUAAUGUUAAAUGAAUGGAUAAUAUGCUGUUUAAAACGAAAGGAAAUAUUUAUAGAAAUUACUUAUAAGUAGUUAAGAUUACGUUAAAGUCGCAUCAAUGAAGAAAAUGUUGCUAUCAUAUCAUGAUGUGACUUUAUGACCUAUCUAAAAGACCUAUGUUUAUGGCACCAAUAUUUUUUAUGUUAAGAUAAUUUUGUAAUGUUAAGAUAUAAUAACAAAAGGAGCGCUAUUAAACGUUUAAUAUUCAUUUGUCGCUUAAAAUAAUGUUUACUUUAAAUUAACUUAGCACGAUUAUGUUUUCUACUUAUGUUAUUAGGCGUAUAUUUUAGUUGCUUACACAUUCUCUGAUAAUUAAUUUAUUGGCUUUACAAUUAUUCCAGAAAAUGUUAUACAUUUUACGAAAAAUAGCAAAUAUAAUAAGAAAACUGGUUGUCUUGUUACAAGUACACAAAUUGUAGGAUUUUUAUAAAUAUAUCCGUUACUUACGUGUAAACUGGACAUUUUACAUUAAGCGCUGUGUCCGCUUGCAUGUGUUAUUUAUUGAAUAAAGUUUGUUUCCUCGA
This is a messenger RNA of Melitaea cinxia (Glanville fritillary), 3188 nucleotides long. Its product is annotated as uridine phosphorylase 1. Gene Ontology annotation, cellular component: cytoplasm; cytosol. Gene Ontology annotation, biological process: uridine catabolic process; nucleotide catabolic process. Gene Ontology annotation, molecular function: uridine phosphorylase activity. The transcript has 7 exons. The record is from RefSeq and is a predicted model, not a curated record. Lineage: Eukaryota; Metazoa; Arthropoda; Insecta; Lepidoptera; Nymphalidae. The coding region runs from base 1 to 1011 and encodes 336 amino acids.